UGGGUCACUGACAGAGGAGGCCGCCACACCACGCCUUCUCGCUAGCGUCCACCUCUCCGCUUCUCCGUCCUCUGGCGGAGGCGGCGGGACUCCGGGGAGAACUAGCCAGAUCGCCGAGGAGCCCGAGCCGGGUGCAGCAGAUUGGCUUAUCUUGGGAGCUACGGGGCAUUGCUCAUCCUGAAGAUCAGGUGACCACUGACAUCAGCCAUGUCAUCCAGACCUUUUGAAAGUCCACCUCCUUACAGACCUGAUGAAUUCAAACCCAAUCAUUAUGCACCAAGCAAUGACGUAUAUGGUGGAGAGAUGCACAUUCGACCAAUGCUCUCUCAGCCAGCGUAUUCUUUCUACCCGGAAGAUGAAAUUCUCCACUUCUACAAAUGGACCUCUCCUCCAGGAGUGAUUCGGAUUCUGUCUAUGCUUAUUAUCGUGAUGUGCAUUGCCAUUUUUGCCUGUGUUGCCUCCACUCUUGCCUGGGACAGAGGCUAUGGAACCUUAGUGGGAGGUGGCAUUGGCUACCCUUAUGGAGGAAGUGGCUUUGGUAGCUACGGAAGUGGAUAUGGCUAUGGUUAUGGCUACGGUUAUGGCUAUGGAGGAGGCUAUACAGAUCCAAGAGCGGCAAAGGGAUUCCUGCUGGCCAUGGCUGCCUUUUGUUUCAUGGCUGCAUUGGUGAUAUUUGUUACCAGCGUUAUAAGAGCUGAAGUAUCUAGAACAAGAAGAUAUUAUUUGACUGUGAUAAUAGUGAGUGCUGUCCUGGCCGUUAUGGUGUUUAUUGCCACAAUUGUCUAUAUAUUGGGAGUCAACCCAACUGCCCAGGCAUCUGGGUCUCUCUACAGUUCACAAAUAUAUGCCCUCUGCAACCAGUUUUAUACACCUGCAGCUGCUGGAGUCUAUGUGGAUCAAUAUUUGUAUCACUACUGUGUGGUGGAUCCCCAGGAGGCCAUUGCCAUUGUGCUGGCGUUCAUGGUUGUUGUGGCUUUUGCUUUAAUAAUUUUCUUUGCUGUGAAAACUCGAAGAAAGAUGGACCGGUAUGACAAGUCAAAUAUUUUGUGGGACAAGGAACGUAUUUAUGAUGAGCAGCCCCCCAAUGUCGAAGAGUGGGUUAAAAACGUUUCUGCAGGCACACAAGACAUGCCUCCUCCCCUUUCUGACUACGGGGAGAGAGUGGACAGCCCCGUGGCCUACUCCUCCAAUGGUAAAGUGAACGAGAAGCGACUGUAUCCAGAGUCUUCCUAUAAAACAACACCGGUGCCUGAAGUGGCUCAGGAGCUGCCAGUGACUUCACCUGUGGAGGACUUCCGGCAGCCUCAUUACAGCAACAGUGGUAACUUGGAGACGCUUUCAAAAAGGGCUCCCUCGAAGGGCAAGGCAGGAAAGUCGAGGAGAUCAGAGCAAGACCACUAUGAAACAGACUACACGACGGGCGGCGAGUCCUGUGAUGAGCUGGAGGAGGACUGGAUCAGGGAAUAUCCACCUAUCACUUCAGAUCAACAAAGACAACUCUACAAGAGGAAUUUUGACACUGGCCUGCAGGAAUACAAGAGCUUACAAGCAGAACUUGAUGAGAUCAAUAAAGAACUCUCUCGUCUGGAUAAAGAACUGGAUGACUAUAGAGAAGAAAGUGAAGAGUAUAUGGCUGCUGCUGAUGAAUACAAUAGACUGAAACAAGUUAAGGGAUCUGCAGAUUACAAAAGUAAGAGGAAUUAUUGCAAGCAGUUGAAGAGCAAAUUGUCACACAUUAAGAAGAUGGUUGGAGAUUAUGAUCGACGGAAAACAUAGACAGCAGAUGCCACAUUGUUAGGUUAAGAAGUAUCUGACUGACAUCUCUGCAAUGUUAUCAGGAGUCAAAAUGACUUUGGACUCUAACCUGGGAGGCCAAAUCUUUGUGAUCAUUACAGAGUUUUGGUAGUUUUAAUAUCAUCAGUAUUGAAUGAUAUCAUCAGUAUAUCAUCAUCAUUUUAUAAAUAGCUUUUGAUAAUCGACUGGGCUAAACACUCCAAGUAAGGACUUUAUGCUUUAAACAUUGGUUCUUGUAUUAAGAACUUUUGUUUGAGGUUUUUAAAGCUUUAAGGAAGGUCCUGGAGUACACUGUGCUGUGAACUUUCACACCCUAGGCAAUCAGGUGUUAAUACCUAAGUAUGCUCAUUGGGUCUUAUAGGGGAUAGUUUAAUUCUCCCAGAAUUCUCCCUUCAGAUAACUGUCACUUAUAAUCAUUUAUUUUCAGAUAAGGAAACUGGGGCCCUGCAGUAAAGUCUCUGAAGUGAAACUGCUUGUUGCCUAGCUUGCAGUUUUGGUUAAGUCUGUUUUAUGACUCCAUUGAUAAAGUCCCUGGCCUUUUCCUAUUUUAACUACUACGGAUGCUGAGUGCUACCAGCCUCCCUAUUGAUUUUUUUCUGUGUAUAAAUGCUUAAGAGCUUUUUAUUUCAUGUUAUCCUGGUAAUAAAGAUCAUGUAAAAGUAACAAAUGUGUGAAAUUUGAAGAUUGUAAAUAUAUGUUUACCUUUUAAAAAUCAAAGUUUAAACCUACUGGUUAGAAUUUUGUUGCGUAUUUUAAAAUGCUUUUUAUCUUUUAUGGUUUACAUGCUUUUUUUAAACCAACUAGCCUUUUCCAUUAUAUCAAAGUAUCCAAUUACAAUUAUAAUUCAAUUGUGACUUGAAUUGUAUCUUAUGGGAAUAUUCAAGUUUUGUACAUAUUUUAUAAUUAUUAAAACUGGUGUUUUCUUUCCAUAAUGUACCUUUUUGAUGUCAUUAGUGCUGUUAAUACUAAGCUAUGGAAAACUACACUCAGAAGUUGUAUCUGUACUGUUUUAAACUGUUUUGGGUGCUGUGCUGGUUGGUAGCUUCCUAAAUCCUUUGGCUAACAGAAGGCUGAUUUGUCUGGAAAUGGAAUCCAAUAUCAUAAAACACCAAAUUAUUUCAAAUGGUGCCCUUAAAUCUCAGCUUUUUUUUGAAUUCAGUUUUUUUCUGGUAAAGUAAAAUUAGCUGAUAAUACUGGAUAUGUAGCUAACCAAGUUGAUUGUGAUUAUCCCCUCAGUUUGGAACUCUCAUUUAAGUAUAUUGUUUUUAAUACAUAAGUCUGAAUCAUUUUCCAAAGAUAAAAAUAAGGUUUCUAUUAUAACGCUGAUACAGUUCUUCAAGUUGAAAAAAUUCUUAAUUUUCUAUGUGCUGUUCAUACUACAAAAGGUAAUAAAUAGUUUAUGUUUUUCA
Messenger RNA from Lagenorhynchus albirostris (white-beaked dolphin), 3203 nucleotides. RefSeq names its product occludin (gene OCLN). Bases 208 to 1776 code for a protein of 522 amino acids. Gene Ontology annotation, biological process: bicellular tight junction assembly. The transcript is spliced from 9 exons. Gene Ontology annotation, cellular component: cytoplasmic vesicle; apical plasma membrane; bicellular tight junction. The record is from RefSeq and is a predicted model, not a curated record. NCBI's taxonomy places the organism in Eukaryota, Metazoa, Chordata, Mammalia, Artiodactyla, Delphinidae.